Messenger RNA from Punctularia strigosozonata HHB-11173 SS5, 330 nucleotides. RefSeq lists its product as uncharacterized. The record is from RefSeq and is a predicted model, not a curated record. NCBI's taxonomy places the organism in Eukaryota, Fungi, Basidiomycota, Agaricomycetes, Corticiales, Punctulariaceae. The annotation marks the transcript as partial. The transcript has a single exon.
UACAUCGACAAACUCGAGCGCCUGUUUGUCGAACAUGGCGUCACUUCUGAUCGCAACAAGAUCAACGCAUCUCUACGCUACCUCCCUCAUCUUGAAGCACGCGUCUGGAAGUCUACCAAUGCAUUCACCGACGCCACGAAAUCCUGGGCUGAAUUCAAGGAGGAGGUCAUCAAACUGUAUCCCAGCGCCGCGAUCGAAGGUCAAACCACGCGCGGUGAUCUUGAGGCUCUCGUCAGGGCACGCGCUGCCUCCGUCAUCACCUCUCGGGCCGAGCUCGGUGAAUACAACCGCCGGUUCAAGGUACUCGCCGACGACCUCCUUCAAAAGCAC